Dinoponera quadriceps is the source of this 5783-nucleotide messenger RNA. RefSeq lists its product as uncharacterized. Bases 562 to 4851 code for a protein of 1429 amino acids. The transcript is spliced from 16 exons. The record is from RefSeq and is a predicted model, not a curated record. Lineage: Eukaryota; Metazoa; Arthropoda; Insecta; Hymenoptera; Formicidae. Gene Ontology annotation, cellular component: nucleus.
UUCAGCAAUGUAGCUAAGAAGAACAGAUCACACGUAUCUAUGUUGGAAACCCUUUGUAUUUUAUCCCGUCUACCUUGGUGCUCCAUGUUUGAAUUCGACCCAAUCAGCGUUGAGUCGUUAAUCGUCGUCAUACCGUGUUUCCCUCCAAAUAGAAUCAGCUUCAUUCACGUCGAGCUUAAAUAUUCAAAAGCGUCCUCCACUAACAAAGCCGAAGCAGUGCCGCAGCGAUCUCGUCUGUGAGGGCUGUGAUGAAAACUAAUGGUUUCCCGCUAUCUGCGAUAUGCUUCUCAAAGCGGUUGUCAGCUCGAUGCUGUAACAUGUCGGCGAUUUUGAGAUCGUCGGGACGAUGUUAACGGACCACACUGAUAUCAUUUGAAAAGUUUUGUUUACGUUUCUUUAAAAUAUACACAACGUACGUGGAUACGCAUGUUAAACAUGUCGCAGGUGCAACGUCCGUACGUAUUGCCCGCGAGAUCAUCUUGAUAUCGCGAUAUUCGGUGCGUUUGCUCGUUGUCUUCAUGUACCACGGGACAGGCGACCUCAACACGACAGCCAGGCAUAAUGUCUGCUAGCAAACGCAAUUCAUCCUCUUCUACAACUAGUAUCACCUCUUCUACCAAGGUCUGCUGCUUUUGCAAUUCAUCGGAAGACAACGAGUUGGAAUAUGGCAAGUUCUAUGAGCAGGAUGGCAUUGUCACCCAUUAUUAUUGUCUGCUUUUAUCAUCUAAUAUGGAACAAAAAGGAAAUGAUGAUGAGGGUAUACUUGGAUUUCUAGCACAGGAUAUACAUAAGGAACUUCGCAGAGGAAAGAAAUUGGUUUGUUCAUACUGCAAAAAGAUUGGUGCUACUUUAGGUUGUUGCAAUGUAAAAUGUAAACGCAUAUUUCAUUACCCUUGUGGCUUAAAAGCUGGUUCUUUACAUCAGUUUUUUGGAGAAUUCAAAUCAUUUUGUGUAAAUCAUAGGCCGAGGCAGAAAAUUGACGAAUAUAUAUCGAAUCAGAUUAAUAAAAUAUGUGACUUAUUAUGUUAUAUAUGUUAUGAUAAAGCAAACCCCAAAGAUCUUAUAGGAACCUUAUGGGCUCCUUGCUGUAAAAAGGAUGCAUGGUUUCAUCGUAAAUGUGUUCAGCAACUUGCUUUAAGUGCAGGCUAUUUUUUUAAGUGUCCCCUAUGUAACAAUAAGAAAGAUUUUCAAAAUGCUAUGCUGCAACAUGGUAUUUUUAUACCGAGCCAGGAUGCUUCAUGGGAAUUGGUACCAAAUGCAUUUGAAGAGUUAUUAUAUAGACAUGAUCAAUGUGAUGCCACAUUGUGUCUGUGCCCAAAGGGAAGGAAACACACAAGCAGUAACGCUAAAUGGGAAUUGGUCUUGUGUCGGAGUUGCGGCUCACAAGGCAUUCAUAUGGCUUGCGGAAAACUGAAAUGGGCGAAUCCCUUGUGGGAAUGCGUCGAAUGUACUUCCAUAUUGUGUAAGACUAAAGGUCAUGACAGUGGCAGGUCAGGCGAUAGUUCUGACAGUUCUAGUCUGAACAGAGAUUCUGAUUUGGACGAAAGCGAUUCUGACAUCUCUGUUGGCAACGAUUUCCCCUUAUUGUGUUCGUUACCCAACCCUAGUUCAUCUAGCGACUUGUUAAAUUCGAGCAUUAAAUCGCGGCCUGGGCCACGUUCGUUCAAGAUACAACAGCAAUUGAAAGCAAACAGCAUGCUUGAUUUGCUGAACGACACGUCACGCGCGUCCACGCUUACAAGCACUACUGUCACGAAGAGUACAACUAACGAAGCUAGUACAGAAAGUAAUUCUGCACAAGAAAGUAAGGCGAAUAUUUCAUGGCAAAGGAAUAAUACAGAUCAGAGCAAGCAAGAGAAAAAGUUCCUCGACAACGAUGCGAAAUCUCAGUCGAAUUCAGAGGAGAACGUCAUUAUUACAAUCGAAAGUGAUGACGAUGAUGUAGAGAUUAUCUCAUUACCAUGCAAGAUAAAUAUACCAACAAUACAGCUCGCGUGGGCGAACAUGUUUCGUUCGAAGCGUCUUGAGUCUAAUUCGAGUGACUUGACGGAGAAUUCCGCGGAGAAGAGUACAAGCGAGGUCGACCCACUGCAAAUGAGGAAUAUCGCUCAAGCUACCGCGAAGAAAGUACCGAAGAAGCGUGACGGAAUUAAAGAAUCCAACGUAUCGAAAAUUCCAUGUAGAAGCAAAACUGCUGCCUCGAAACAACCCGACGUGACUGUUCUGCUGGAACCCACGCGAGAACUCGCGCAGAAACCUACACAGGAACCCGUGCAGGAACUCGUGCAGGAAUCCGCGCAAGUUGCCACUUCUUCGAGCAAUGACAACUUGGAGGCUUUUUCGGACAUCAGCUCUGUCAUGAAUAUCAAAAUUAUCAAUGUCACUUCCUUAUCGCCAGAAGUAUUCGCAAACGUACCUGAUGUGCGUCUCGACGGGGACGUCGCGUGGUUACAGUCGGACACCGUUGACACGUCUUCCGCCGUGGACAAACCAUUAGAGAAGUGGUUUGUCAGCCAGCAGUCCUCAUCUACUACGAUGAAGCGCGGUAUGCACGAGGAAGCGAACAAUGUCGUGGACAACACUCAUAAGAGAAUUAAAGGAAACGGUUCGGACAGAGCGUUCACGAACGCCGUUGUGCAUGACAUCAGACGAGAACAAAGUCAAAGAACCGAGCCUAAUGUUGAGCUGACGAGUACGGAGAUUCUCAAGAAGAUUGCCGAAAGCGUCGUUAAGUGCGCUACGUCCGCGAGCCAGAUCUCCUCCGAGCUACCCUCGAACAUACCCGGUCAAAAGCACAAUACAUCUGCGCAAGCUGGCACGCACAAGACGGACGCAGUUUACGCGACCGUCGAGUCCAGUCAUCAGCCGAAAAAAAGCGCUUCGAAGAUCGUCGUGCCACAGAGUAGUGAGCUGUUGAUCACGCCCGUAAUUCAGUCCAGCAGGCAGAUUUACUAUAAAGCCCCGCCGACGAACUUGAUUUAUAUGAAUACCCAGCCGAUAUCAUCAAGUCGGACGACUCAAAAAAUCGAGAGUUCGUAUGCCGCCGCGUCGAGCAACGCCACACGACCGCCGGUUAUACAAAACACCGCUAUGAUUAAGAACCGUCAAUCUUUAGUCAAGGCUCAGCCGAUCAACAAAGUGAUCCACACGAACAACAGUCAGCAGACGAGAGGGUCAAGUAACAAUCAGCAAAUUGGACCUCCGAGAGAGGAAACACAUGGUCCUACCGCAGGCAACGAGUCCUCGAGCAGGAUAGUAUGUGACGGGGAUGCAGGCAGGACCAAUCCUGCUGUUGCGCCAACAAGACCUGCCUAUUUCUCCGAGGCAAAAACUGCCGGAGCAGAUACGUCAGACACAUCGGGAGUCACUAGAGAUGUCGUCCGAAGGAGAGAUUCACCGAGAUUUGCGAGAACUAGAAGAAAUUCCAAACGCAAAGCCUGUGAUGAGAGCAAUACCAUGCAUAUCAUGUCCGCUAUUUCACGCAGUCGAAGUGGCAGGACCCAGUGUGACGUCUUCCCCCACGUCACAAAUAACCAUAACACCUGUCAUCAACCUCGAUUGAUACCACAGUACAUGAAUCUACACGAUCUCAAAUUCCGAAUCUGCGGAAUAGAUAACAUUCAGAUGACCUUAUUCGACACGUUCUGUGUGAAUAUACCUGUGGAAAACCCCACGAUGGGCAGCAAGAAUAGGCCGGAUACAACAAUAGGGGCGCUGGGAGAACGGUCACUUAGCUCUCAGAGGCAAUGCGAAGCCUUGUCCAGUUCGGAUCACGUCAACGAUGAUUCCCUCAUGAGUCGUUUGACCGACGACACGACUGAACGCGUGGCUGACGCGGCGACGGUCGUUGCGCACGACGACGCGAAGGAGAAUCUGGAUCCAGUCUCGAGAACGGUCCCUCGUAACGUUGUAUCGAAUAACGUGAGCCUGGCGAACGGUGCUAACGACGUGGACGCGACGAACGAUUCGCGACAGCGUAAAUACGACGCCCAGACGCGUCUCACGGAUGACGUUAACUCGAAGGCGUUAGACCGAGCGAUGUAUAACACUACUACGGAUAGCAACAUGGGUAAGGAUGACGACCAAAGCCCGCGAGUCGAUCAUCGGGAGGGUGUACAGCGCAAGCAAUCUACGCCUGUUACGGAGGAGAACGGCCGGCUGUCCUAUAGACGCACGAUACACAACAUCGACUCCGAUCUGAAUAUCGUGCGCACGAAUAGAAACGUUGAGAAAGUACUGCAGAAUAAUGUCACCGUCACAUCGAAUCGGCGUACCGACGACAAGGGAGCCGACGGCUCACGUGCGACGAACGGUUCUCGGACUGCGUCGCGUUCGCGCAAUCUCUACGCGAACCACAGGAAGAGCACGAACAGUCAUCCGGACCGAACGAGAUCGCAGACCCGGACGGUUACGAACGCGCCGAACAUCAUGUUCAACGAACUCAGCAUCUCGAAUAGACAGAUCGACGCGUGCGAUUCCAGCGAUUCGAUCCGGUGCAUGACGUUUGACGAUCCCACUGUCAGAGUCAGCAUAGAUCUGGACAAGAUACAAAAUCUGAUCGAAUCCAAGCCGGAGUUGUUCGCGAGCGACGACGAAGAGAAAGUGAAAGACGACGACCGGUGUCGUAAAUACAUCAAACGGUCACAUAAUGACGAUUACACGCAGCUAAAGUUCCACGACACCGAGAGCAACGAUGACACAAGGCACUCUCCGUUCCGAAAUUGCGAAUUAGAAGUCGGUCGGAAAACUGUAGACAAGAUCGAGACGCGAGAUUCUCUUUACGGGAACACCUUCAGUCGGUAUCGGAAGCGAGAACUGGAGAGCAGGUAUUUUGACAAGCGUAACAGAUAGUAUAACGUGAUGAAUGUGCAUUGUGUGAUAAGAGACUCGUAGUGAACGAGAUUUACCGGAUAACGUGACUUUCACGCUAUGUUCGUUAGAAUAAAAUAACAGCAAGAUGUUUUGCCAAUGGGUCUGUUUUUUGUCGCUGAACUAGUGCACAUUUCCAGAAUUUAAAAAGAAACAGAUAUGUAGCUGUGACUUUGUAUAAAGGAAAGCGAAAUAGAGAACUAGUGCAAGGCUAUUGCAACUAGUUCAGCUAAAAAGAACAAGCCUAAUGAGUAGCAAAUGCGAACAACUUCUUUUCCGCCGUCUCCUGUCUUCAACUGUAACAUAAUUGCCAAAUUCUUGUAUAAACACGUCCUUUGUAUAUGCUAAGGAGUCACAUUUUUUUCUCUGUAUUAUACUGACUUAAUAAAAAUUAUGCUUUUACUCAUAGGUAAGUGCGCACUGGCUCACAUACACGUUUAUUUGCAAUUCUUUGUAAUACAAAAUUAAACUUGGUUAUAGGUAGUUGAAUUAAACUUAGUUAUGAUUCAAUCGGAGGUUAAAUAAAAUAGCUUAUUUUAUUUAUCGUGAAAGUUUCGUAGGCGAUUUCUCAUCUUACGUAAAUUUAAAAAAUUUAUAAUUAUAAGUUAGUUUGUAUCAAGGACAACUGUAUAUUUUAAGUUUGUAACUUGUAAAUUUAUUAAAUUAAUCAGCGUCAAAAUCCCCGUCUUUUAAAAUGUUGCAGACAACAAAUAUUUCCACUUAACGAAUUUUUUCAACAGGAAUAUUUUUUUCAAAUACUACUAAGGGCCUGGAUGAAAAUAUCUGUUCAGUUCCGGUUUCGGUUUUCUGGACGAUGAAAGUACCGAUAAACCGUUUAAAUUAUGGUUUUUCCGGUUCCGGUUCUAUAAACUUGUUUCCUUACUGAAAUUUUUAUUUACUUAAAUUAUAUAUAU